Messenger RNA from Phyllostomus hastatus (greater spear-nosed bat), 902 nucleotides. It is a transcript of the gene CYTL1, whose product is annotated as cytokine like 1. Gene Ontology annotation, biological process: positive regulation of transcription by RNA polymerase II. The record is from RefSeq and is a predicted model, not a curated record. NCBI's taxonomy places the organism in Eukaryota, Metazoa, Chordata, Mammalia, Chiroptera, Phyllostomidae.
AUGGAGGCGUGGAGGACCACCCCCAAGCAGCCGCUUAAAGGGGCAGCCGCCUGGGGCUGCAGGAGGACCCUCUGCACCAUGACGCCCUGGCUGCUGCCCCUGCUGCUGCUGCUCCUGGCCGGGCCCCCCGCCGUGUGGCCUGCACCCCCGACCUGCUACUCCAGGAUGCUGGGCCUGAGCCGGCAGAUCACCCGGGACUUCCAGAGCCUGCAGGCCACCGAGCCCUCGGAGCCGUGUGUGAGGUACCUGCCCAAGCUGUACCUGGACAUACACAACUACUGCGUGCUGGCCAAGCUGCGGGACUUCGUGGCCACCCCCCAGUGCUGGAGAGUGGCCCAGGUGGACGCCCUGAAGGAGAGGGUGCGGAAACUCUACACCAUCAUGAACUCGUUCUGCAGGAGGGACCUGGUGUUCCUGACCGACGACUGCGGCGCCUUGGAGUACCCGAUGCCGGCGACCACAGCCCUGCCCGACCACCAUGGCUAAGGCGGCCCAGCCCGGAGCCAGGACCCGAGGGGACGGGAUGACGUGGGGGCGGCCCAGCGCAACGGGCCACAGCCACGGCCCCCUCGGGUCUCCCUGUUUACUGUAGCAUCGCCAACUGUCACAUGUCUCCCCACCUUCUGGGAAGCAGGGCUUGCACCCCGACCCCGGGACUCCCCUUGAGCACAGAGGCCUUGCUUCCUCCCCCCCGGGCUGGCCUCGCCAGGACGCUUAGGCGCACAGAGCCGGCAGGCCGAGCCGACCACUGAGAAGAGCGCACACCGGCUCCUCGCGUCUGGACAAUGCAAGCUAGGGAGCAAGCAAAGCCGUGUGCAGAGCGCCCUCCACAUGCAGCGGCCGCACCGCUGUCCUUUCCCGACAGGACACACUUACAUGUAACCCAACUUCUGUGUCCUGCC